UCUCUCUGUCUAUCACCUUCAUCUUUCAUCGUCCCGCCUUUUUCUAAUAACGAAAUGUCUACGAACUGCAGACGACGGCUCAUCAGAGACUUCAAGCGAUUGUCGACGGAUCCUCCCGGUGGCAUUUCCGGAAGCCCAUGUCCGGACAACAUCAUGCUAUGGAACGCCGUUAUAUUUGGACCAGCCGAAACACCCUUUGAAGACGGCACUUUCAAACUUCUCCUCACUUUUGACGAAUCCUACCCCAACAAGCCCCCCACCGUCAAAUUUCUCUCACGGAUGUUCCACCCAAACGUAUACGCCAACGGCGAGCUCUGCCUGGACAUCCUCCAGAACCGAUGGUCCCCGACCUACGAUGUUGCCGCGAUCCUAACAUCGAUACAGAGUCUGCUGCAUGACCCGAACCCUAAUAGCCCAGCUAACGCAGAAGCAGCGCAGCUCUAUAGGGAGAAUAUGAAGGAGUAUGUGAGACGAGUGAAGGCGACGGUGGAGGAGAGCUGGUUGGAUCCGGAAGAGAAGGCGGAGAUGGAGGGCCAGGAGAGUGCAUCUACAUAGACUCCGAUAGCGGCGCGUACAACGACAUUUCAUUCUUCCUAUCUAUCGUUACAUACAUCCUGUGAUAUACACUACUUUAUUUAAUGUCAUCUCAAUCCAUACACCUGCCUUUUUGCAGGCCGUCGCAUAUUACAG
Desarmillaria tabescens is the source of this 690-nucleotide messenger RNA. RefSeq names its product ubiquitin-conjugating enzyme/RWD-like protein. The record is from RefSeq and is a predicted model, not a curated record. The coding region runs from base 55 to 555 and encodes 166 amino acids. Gene Ontology annotation, molecular function: ubiquitin conjugating enzyme activity. Lineage: Eukaryota; Fungi; Basidiomycota; Agaricomycetes; Agaricales; Physalacriaceae. Gene Ontology annotation, cellular component: HULC complex. The transcript is spliced from 3 exons. Gene Ontology annotation, biological process: protein polyubiquitination; DNA repair; proteasome-mediated ubiquitin-dependent protein catabolic process.